GUCUCCAUGGUGUUCCAAUAUGGCGGCCCGCGGAUCACACCCCAUUUUGUCCUCCAUGCCUCUGCAGGUCCUGUUUUAUUUGAACAGCUGGUACUUUGCUGCCUUCUUCAUAGCUGAAAUUCUAAUGUUUGUCUAUAAAGGAAUAUUGCUGCCAUACCCUCAGGCUAAUCUUACACUGGAUAUUGUUCUCUUUCUCCUUUUUCUUGGUCUGGAAACACUGCGAAUUUUUUAUGGCUGGAAGGGAAAUCUGUGUGAGCGCUCUCUGAUGCUCAUCAUUAGUGUCGGCACCUUGGUGCCCUGCACUGUAUUAAGCGUCUACUAUCUGCUCCUGCAGACUUUUAUACUGCGCCUUGAAUUUAUCCUCAAUGCUAUAUUACUCUGCUUUUAUGCUUUCGAGUUCGUUCUGGCUCUAAUAACCAUUGCAGCCUUUUCCAGGGCAAGUGUAUAUUGAGAAUGUUUAUGAAUACCUGGAAAUUUAUGGUAAAAUAAAAAUAUUCUGAAUUCUUGUAUGGCAUCCAGUUUUUAACAAGCAGUGCUUCUCAUCAUUGUGUGGAUCCUCACCACUUAUUGCAUUCUCAUCCUCUUUUAACUGCAAAUGAGAUCAAUGUCGGAUGUCAUGAUUUUAAAUGCAGGUGGAUGAAAUACUUAAUAUUUAUUAUUUUAUUGUUGCCACAAACGGACUUUAUUGCUGUUAUUUCCUACAGUGUCUUUAUGACUGGUUUGUAUGCGAUUAAAGUAAAUACAUUUAAAUAUUUUUGCUAAACAUCAUUUUCUU
Messenger RNA from Clarias gariepinus (North African catfish), 775 nucleotides. RefSeq names its product transmembrane protein 216 (gene tmem216). NCBI's taxonomy places the organism in Eukaryota, Metazoa, Chordata, Actinopteri, Siluriformes, Clariidae. Gene Ontology annotation, cellular component: ciliary transition zone. Bases 20 to 451 code for a protein of 143 amino acids. Gene Ontology annotation, biological process: non-motile cilium assembly. The record is from RefSeq and is a predicted model, not a curated record. The transcript has 6 exons.